AUGUCACUACAGCGGCCAGCAGUAAAGGAGUCACGCCUGCGCGCGAGAUUAGGGACUCGGUUCCAGCAGGUGUUAAUGGCUUUUCAGGAUGGUGUUCUAGAGUUCAACAAAGUACUGGAUGAACAACAGGUGCAUCAAUUGGCAGAUUUGAAGGAGUUUUUGCAGUACAGUCACAAUGAAAUUGCAGGAGGUCUGCUGCUGGAGGAGCAGCGUGUGGAGUCGCACAAGAGCUACCUGGAAAAGUACAGCAAAACCCUUGCUGAUGCUGCGAACGAUGAGGUGUUGCCACCUUUUACGGACCCUUAUCAUAGUGCGGAAAUGCGUCCUGAUGAGGGCAUUGGCCGACUUAAGACUGAGCGACAACGUCUUCUUAGUCUCUCUGUUGCUGUGAAGUCCUCCUACGACGCACGUCUUGGAGCCAUUUCUGAGUGUGAACGUGCGCUUGCGGAGCGGGAGCGGGAGCGGCGAGACGGUAUGCGUGAAUCACUUGUGAAGCUUGUAGCCUCGCUUGCACCUAUUGGAUAUGUGAGCAUCACCGGGACCCAAGUAAUUGCACAGCGUGUGAUCCAUGCGACAAACCGUCGGUUGUGCGAAAGCCACGCGUGUGCGGCGACGCUUCUCUCGCGACUGCGCUGCCGUGAGGUGCUGCGGUAUCGCACGUACACCCGGCGGUUGGCGGAGGUCUACGGGGCGUCGCUGCGGCUGAUGGCGAUGGGCCGGCGGUUGUGGGCGGCGACACUUCUCCGCACGGCGACCCUCCGCCGCCCGGCCGCCCGCGACCGCGUCGUGCGGGAGACGAGGGCCCUCGCAGCGGCCGGGCGGCGGGCCGGCGGGGAAUUUCUCCGAGCGACGGGGGCCGCCGCCGAGAGUCUCCGCCGCCAUCGCGAGCCAACAGCCGAGGAGUCGGGAGGACCCCCGCCGCCAGGGGGAACACGCGCAGACGGAUGGCUCCGCGCAUUCGACGGACGACUCAACGCACCCGUUUUCUCCGCAAGUCCAGUCGACGUUGCCAUUGAGUGGCGCGUGAAGGCAAAUGUGCUCGUGCGAAAUACAGUUGCAAGGGCGGCAGCUCACAUUGAAGCCGUUAAGGAAGGGGAACAGAGGUUAUGUAAUGAGGCGGAAAGUGUAUACACUGCAUUACUAGCCGUGCUUCGUUGGGUAUGCACUCCAGAGGCAGAGGAGACCGUCGCGUGGACUAACGCAUCCCUUCAAGGCGUAGACCCCGUCUACGCCCCAUUCACCGUACCUAACGAUACACUAUUAGCAAACCUCACCGCAGAGGCUGAUCAACAACUUCCUCCCUUGUUAGCUUCUAUAAGACGUGAGAGUGAGUGGUUUACAGACGUUGUAGAGGUGGAACUCCAAACUCACCAUACUGCCCUUGAAGAACUACUACUUACCGGUCCAGUCAACGUCCUCACCACAUUUCAGAGGGCAACUGAAGCAUUAGAAGUGACGACAACCAGUGCAAUAGGUUUUAUCCGCAGCCGGCUUCUUGCCAUCUCUGAUGCACGCAAAGAUCAUGAAGAUACCCUUCAACGUGUGGAAUCAGAACUUGCACAAUGUCAGGCAAGACUACGACAUGCCAUCACGAAGGAAGCAGCGGAGGUGCUUUUUGUAAAGGGUCUCAAGGUACUGGAACGUAUAGCGGCGGAACACACACAAUUUCACCGAUGCACUGUGCAAAUGCUACAACAAAUCAUGCAAGAAGGUCCGGAGGAGGUGGAACGGCACUGUGUUGCGCUUCUCCGCCUCCUUGGACUAGAAAGCGAAGAGUCAUGUGAACAGCGACUUGAACAGGAGCGGCGUGAUCGUGAAGCGGCGGCAGCAGCUGCUGCUGCUGCAUCAGCAAAACGUGGUCGGGCAAAAGAAGUGGUAGUGGAACUUCACUCGGAAAGUGAUGAAGAAGACGCAACACCAUCAUAUCCUACCAUUACAGCAGCUGAUGGAGAGGUGUUUUGUAUCGUUGCUCCAAUGGCGUUAGACGACCGGCAACGAGUGACCCCGAUAGAGACACCACCGCCCUUGCCGUUGUCCGAAACAACGUCAGGACAAGGUAUGAAAGGUCGUACUUUAACCCCAGUCAACAAGCGAAAGGCUACUCCUACUACUCCUCCUCCUCCCCAGCAACAACAAGAAGGCAGACGGAACAAAAACACGACUGCAAAACGACAGAGUAACUCAGAGUCAACACAUUCAACACCAGAGCCGAUCGUUGAACCAUUACCAGCUUUUUUGCGUACGUAUGAGACGCUUCUAAAAUCUAUAGUCUCUGAAGAUGAUGGAACGGAACUAAUUUCAGUGGAUGCUGUAGAAAGGUGGCGAGAGAUGCUGCGAUACGAGAUACUUAAUUGGGCAAUUGAUCUCUCUCGCACUUCUCGUACCUUUGUUCAGGAGGAAUGUACAUCGCAGAAGUCAUUGAUAGACAAGGAGACUAAUGAAGUGCUACGCCAUCAUCGUCGACGACCAGCAGCACUACAGGCAGAAACGUAUGAAGUACGUCUGCGAGAUAUUGAAAACACACGUACAACUGAGGAAAAAUAUACUAAACGUCUUCGGGAUCGCGCGUUACAGCUGGAGGUUGUGCUCUCUUCUAUUGGUGAGAAUAAUGACAUGGAUGAACAUGACGCAAAGUUCUUUGAGCAACUGCAGGAACUAGAAAAUAAGGCUAAAACAGCGAAUUCUGUGAAUUUGUUGCACGCACAAGAGCGAGAAUUUGCUAAUUUGGUCGCAUCUUCUGUUGAAGAUCAUACACGACGGCAAAACAAACUUCUUGCAGAGUUGGCAAGGGAACAAGAAUCAUUAGAGUCAGAAUGUCGCAGUUAUUUGCUUGAUUGUGGUAUGGUUAUUCCUACAAAUCUUGACGAGGUGCAAGACUGUAGUAGUUUUGGUAGUGAGGGUACUGUCUCUAGAGAGGCUAUGGAGACACUGAUUCGUUUACACAAUGUCACGAAAGCUGUUAAGGAAAGACUUGCAGUACAAUACGAACAACAUAUGCGAUGUAUAGAUGCAGCUAGGGUUAGUUAUAGUAAUGUGUAUGAGCAAAACGUUGGAGAGUUGCAGAUGCUGGCACGCUUGCAAGAAGUUUUGACACGCCUUAAGGUACAAGUUCAUUCUCUUAUUGCCCUCUCUGAUGCAAGCGAAGCGAAAAUUGAGAAAAUAUUAAAAGAUUUUGAGGAAAAGAUCAAUACCCCAACUCCUCUACAUAACUUUACAAAUACCUUAUGUGAGAUCACUAGUCGUGACUAUGGAGCUGCUGCAGCAGACUCACAGUUAGCCUCUAACAUUGGUAGUACAACAAUAGGAGGAAAAGAAGUCGGUGGGAUCGCAUCUUUGACAUUAGAACAUACACGUACCGCUGAAGAAGAAUUAGGUGCUCGACUGGCAGAGGUGAAGUUAGAUAUUCAAAGACAGAUCCAGUCAAGUGAUGUUGCUAAAGUAUUACGAAUCCUUGACUCACUCCGUGAGGAACUCUACACACGCGGUCGUCACCUCAACUGUCUUCAGUACGGUGUGGAGUUCUUUAACGUACCACAGGAGAACUAUAUUGAACCGCGCCUGGGUACGGUACCCGAUCUGACUUCUAUGGAAACAUCGGGAACGAUUGCUGCUUCACUGCCUCAGCAAAACCGCGUCUCACGUAAAGCACGGGCACAAACUCAAAUAAAUAGUGCUAUGGCGUCACUCUAUACUAUAGGGGAGUUACCAGAGGUUAUUCCGGCAGAGCUUGAGGUGGGGCAGUGGCUUACUGCGGUAAAGUCGCAGAUUGAAACGAUUGUAGGGCAGCACUUCACUGAAUGUCCAUCGUCCCUCACACGUCGCUUAUCUGGGAUGACUGGAGGUCAGUUUGAAGAUGUGAUAGAGAAGACCAAUAGCGUCUGUGGACAGCAAAAACAACGUGUUUUACAUCAUAUAGAACAGGCGACUCGACGGUACCGCCAACAGGUGCAACGUGUAUUUGAGGGGAUACAAAAACUACCUGUAUAUCUAAGUAGUUCUAUUUAUUCAAUGUCUGCUACCGCGCUUGAACGACGAGUUGAAACGGUGUUUUCUGGAUUUGCCUCUUUCUAUGGUGAAUCUGAGAUGAUGCGUGGUGUCUAUGAUCGACUUGUAAAGGUGACACUUGGUUCAAAUUACAACCGUGACAAACUUGAAGCACUUCGCAGUGCAGAAGGGACGCGACAAGAGGUGACCGAAAUGGCAAUUGAAAAAUUUUGGGGUUAUGCACUGCGUGAAAUGGAAGACGAAGCCACUAUGCACGCUGCCCGUGCGCUUAAUGUGAAUAAUAAUUUUUUUGCCUUCUUGCAGGGACUCGUGACACCGGAUAAACUCAAACCCCCAGCGGAUAAUGAUGUUACCGGUCAACACCGCGGACUGCGACGUCUGCUGCGGCUUAAAGAAAGAGAGGAACGUACAAGAGAGAUGCAACAACAACAGUCGCAAAGGCCCCCGUCACCAAAACGGGAACGCCGUUUACAGGAGACGAUGCCACGCCAAAAACACGGUGGGAUGCAAGCAGAUAAGAAUGCGGUGGUUAGUAGGAAGUCAGACUCUACCAUUGAUAUCAACAGUGGGCCACUUCCAUUACCGUCGACACGCGAAGUGGAGUACGUCCGUGUUCCACUCCGCGCCUUCCGCCCAUUGGAGGAAUUUAACGCGACUCAUCCCAACGCUACUGUGGAAGCGCUUAAUCAAGAUGUCGCCCCUACAUUUACACGUGUGUCACUAACCCCACAUUCGCAGUCGGUAACUGGAGGAGGAGGAGGAGGACGACGUCAGAAGAGUGAAUGCGUCAGUUCACCACCAAAGGAAGAUGUUGUGUCAAUUGUGGCUCCAGCAUCGCUCUUGCAUAAGGAGACCGCCGCCCUUACACAACAGUCAGUUGAACUUUUUAACAAAACCUCCGCUGAUGCUGCCAUCAGGACAAACGAUAGUUUUCAACAGUGGUCAACCAGAGAGGUGACAUGGAGGGAGAUAUGGAACGCUGCUAUUGACCGUCUUAAGACGUAG
This is a messenger RNA of Trypanosoma theileri, 5010 nucleotides long. RefSeq lists its product as uncharacterized. The transcript has a single exon. The coding region runs from base 1 to 5010 and encodes 1669 amino acids. NCBI's taxonomy places the organism in Eukaryota, Euglenozoa, Kinetoplastea, Trypanosomatida, Trypanosomatidae. The record is from RefSeq and is a predicted model, not a curated record.